AAUAUAUUUAGACUGAUUGGUGAUAUGAUCAAGAUUCACAUAGUAGAACUCGCCCACCGUGUGUAGCAAUUAGCUAUUUGAAGGCGACUCGGAGUUUUUGUUGUGUCUUGCUGCAGAAAAAAGAGCAAGUGAAAAUAGCAGAACUAUUUACAAGGAAUUGAAUAUAGUGGCCUUGAUGGGUAAUGUUUGCGUAGGGAAGUGCAAGUUAAAGAGUGUUUUCAUUCAGUCAACCUCUGAUACCACAGGAUUUUGCUUCCAAUCCCAAAAUCUUUCUGUUUCCAGUAAUACUAACAGAAAACAUGUCAAGGAAACCUCAGUUCCUAUCCUAAACAAACCCCCAAAACAAAUGGUAAUGCAAGCUGAUAAUGUGUUGCAGAAAAAGUCAGAAGAUGAUUUUAUGGAAGUAUUCACUUUAGGGAGGAAACUUGGGGAAGGACGUUUUGGGACAGUAUUUGUUUCUAUUGAGAAAGCAACAGGGAAAGAGUAUGCUUGCAAAGUGAUUGAGAAGAGAAAGUUGAUCACUUGUGAAGAUGUAGAAGGUCUGAGAAGGGAAAUUCAAAUAAUGCAUCAUUUGAUUGCAAAUCCAAAUGUUGCAUUUAUCCAAGAUGCUUAUGAGGAUUCUGAGGCAGUGUAUAUUGUUAUGGAAUUUUGCAGAGGUGGUGUUCUCUUUGAUACGAUCAAAGAGCAUGGUCAUUAUACAGAAAAAGAGGCAGCUAAGCUUCUCAGGACUAUUGUCACAAUGGUGCAAAGUUUUCAUUCAUUGGGAGUUAUGCAUCGAGACCUUAAGCCUGAGAAUUUUCUUUUUCUCAAUCACCAGGAGGAUUCACCUCUCAAGAUAAUUGAUUUCGGAUUAUCAACUUUCUUCAAGCCAGGAGAAACUUUCAGGGACGUUGUUGGUACUCCAUAUUAUGUUGCACCAGAAGUCUUGAAAAAGCAUUAUGGCCCUGAAGCUGAUAUUUGGAGUGCUGGUGUGAUCCUUUACGCUUUGUUAAGUGGGGUGCCUCCAUUUUGGGCUAAAACGGAGAAAAAGAUUUUUGAAGAGGUUUUACAUGGAGAUCUUGAUUUAUUGUCAGAACCUUGGCCUGUUAUCUCAGAAAGUGCCAAGGAUUUGGCGAGGAGAAUGCUUGAUAGAAACCCUGCUACUAGAAUAGCUACAGGUGAAAUACUGUGUCACCCUUGGGUUAAGGCUAACGGUAUAGCUCCUGACAAGGUUCUCAGUUCCUGAAUUUACAAGGACAAUGUAUAAAUAAAUGAAUAGCUACUGUAUUCAUUUUUAGUGAGCCUGAAAUUUUAGUUUCCUCCAACAAUAUCAGUUAGUGAUGGAAGCUUUCUGACCUCCUGAAAUUUUAGAUAAAAGACGUAGAUGUUUAAAAGAGAGUCGACUGCUAGAAAGCCAUUAUCAACGCGUUCAAAAGAUCUUGAAAACCAUGAAGCCAUAAUCCAGAGAGGCAGGUAUAGCUCUUGGCUUUUCACUUUCUUGUAGCC
This is a messenger RNA of Manihot esculenta (cassava), 1485 nucleotides long. RefSeq names its product calcium-dependent protein kinase 1. Gene Ontology annotation, molecular function: ATP binding; calcium/calmodulin-dependent protein kinase activity; calmodulin binding. The record is from RefSeq and is a predicted model, not a curated record. The transcript has a single exon. Lineage: Eukaryota; Viridiplantae; Streptophyta; Magnoliopsida; Malpighiales; Euphorbiaceae. Bases 176 to 1225 code for a protein of 349 amino acids. Gene Ontology annotation, biological process: protein autophosphorylation; peptidyl-serine phosphorylation; intracellular signal transduction. Gene Ontology annotation, cellular component: cytoplasm; nucleus.